This is a messenger RNA of Arvicola amphibius (Eurasian water vole), 948 nucleotides long. RefSeq names its product olfactory receptor 1468-like. The transcript has a single exon. The coding region runs from base 1 to 948 and encodes 315 amino acids. Gene Ontology annotation, biological process: G protein-coupled receptor signaling pathway. Gene Ontology annotation, cellular component: membrane. The record is from RefSeq and is a predicted model, not a curated record. Gene Ontology annotation, molecular function: G protein-coupled receptor activity; olfactory receptor activity. Lineage: Eukaryota; Metazoa; Chordata; Mammalia; Rodentia; Cricetidae.
AUGAUAAGAAUGAUAAUGAAAAACCAAACUAUCAUCUCUUCUUUCAUCCUCCGGGGCCUGCCCAUAUCCCCAGAGCAUCAACACCUGUUCUAUGCCCUGUUCCUGGCCAUGUACCUAACAACUGUCAUGGGGAACCUCAUCAUCAUCAUCCUCAUUCUACUGGACUCCCAUCUCCACACACCCAUGUACUUCUUUCUCAGUAAUUUGUCUUUCUCUGACCUCUGCUUUUCCUCUGUCACAAUGCCAAAGAUGCUGGAGAAUAUGCAGAGCCAAGUUCCAUCCAUCUCCUAUGUGAAUUGUCUGACACAAAUGUACUUUUUCAUGUUUUUUGCAAACAUGGAAAACUUCCUCCUUGUGGUCAUGGCCUAUGAUCGCUAUGUGGCCAUCUGUUUCCCCCUUCAUUACACCAGCAUCAUGAGCCCCAAGCUGUGUGUGUGUCUGGUAGUGAUGUCCUGUGUAUUUAACAUGCUGCAUUCCAUGUUGCACACAUUACUCCUGGCUAGAUUGUCAUUCUGUAAGGACACCAUGAUCCCCCACUUUUUCUGUGACAUAUCUGCCCUGCUCAAGUUGGCCUGCUCUGAAAUUUUUAUUAAUGAACUAAUGAUACUUGUUUUGGCAGGGCCCUUUAUUGUCAUCCCAUUCUUACUGAUAAUUGUGUCCUAUGUACAAAUUGUCUGCUCCAUCCUAAAGGUUUCAUCUGCUCGGGUUAUCCACAAGGUCUUCUCCACCUGUGGCUCCCACCUGUCUGUGGUCUCACUGUUCUAUGGGACAGUCAUUGGUGUCUACUUAUGUCCAUCAGCUAACAACUCUACUGUGAAAGAGACUGUCAUGGCCAUGAUGUACACAGUGGUGACUCCCAUGUUGAACCCCUUCAUCUACAGCCUGAGGAACAGAGAUAUGAAAAAGGCCCUAAUAAGUGUCCUUUACAGGAAGAAAAUCUCUUCAUAA